UCUUAGAGGCCGAACUCGGGUUCUGACAAGAUGGCCGGGCUGCCCCGCAGGAUCAUCAAGGAAACCCAGCGUUUGCUGGCAGAACCAGUUCCCGGCAUUAAAGCAGAACCAGAUGAGAGCAAUGCCCGUAAUUUUCAUGUGGUCAUUGCUGGCCCCCAAGAGUCCUCCUUUGAGGGAGGGACUUUUAAACUUGAACUAUUCCUUCCAGAAGAAUACCCAAUGGCAGCACUUAAAGUACGUUUCAUGACCAAAAUUUAUCAUCCUAAUGUAGACAAGUUGGGAAGAAUAUGUUUAGAUAUUUUGAAAGAUAAAUGGUCCCCAGCACUGCAGAUUCGCACAGUUCUGCUAUCAAUCCAGGCUUUGUUAAGUGCUCUUAAUCCAGAUGAUCCGUUAGCAAAUGAUGUAGCCGAGCAGUGGAAGACCAGUGAAGCCCAAGCCAUAGAAACAGCGAGAGCAUGGACUAGGUAUAUGCCAUGACUAUAUGCCAUGAAUAAUAUUUAUGUCGAUCAGAUCAUCAAGUCUACAUUAUUUCUCCUGUUCUGCCAAGACUCUUCCUUUUUUUGUUUGCAUUUAAUGGACACAGUCUUAGAAACAUUACAGAAUAAAAGCCCAGGCAUUUUCAUCUUUGGUGAUUACAUGCACAUUAGCAAGUCUAUAUCUUGUCCUGAUUCACUGUUGUAA
Myodes glareolus (Bank vole) is the source of this 681-nucleotide messenger RNA. Lineage: Eukaryota; Metazoa; Chordata; Mammalia; Rodentia; Cricetidae. The record is from RefSeq and is a predicted model, not a curated record.